Molecule: messenger RNA, 155 nt
Organism: Funneliformis mosseae
Lineage: Eukaryota; Fungi; Glomeromycota; Glomeromycetes; Glomerales; Glomeraceae
Source: the annotation of a GenBank genome assembly
AUGGCCCUGAUUUCAUUGGCUUUGCGAUCGAAUUUGUGGUUUCUGAUUCUUACAGAUGCCUCAAUAUUAGUUGUCGUGUCUUUUACACUAGUUUAUAAUUGGGCUUAUUUUAUGGUUGAACCAUCAUAUGGAGGAAGUAAUGGCUGUUCACCAAA